AUGCUCUCCUCACGAGCAUCAAAGAACAUUCCCGCAACAGCAGCAGCGGCGUUUGCUUCACCAAAAACGACCUACCCCACCACCACCACCACCACCACCACCACUUGGACAACCACAACGACGACCAACUCUCACCACUUUUCCAAUCCCACCACCCUCCCUCUCAAGAAAAAUCCCCUCCCUCAAAAUGUCCACCACCCCUCAAAAUCCUCCCCCCCUCCCACCAACAUAACCUUCGGACCCUAUCCCAUCCCCCAUUCCCAAAUCUUCCUCCUCACCCCCCUCACCUUUGCCCUCGUCAACCUAAAGCCUCUUUUGCCAGGCCACGUCUUGGUGUGCCCUAUCCACCCACACAAACGCCUCACCUCUUUGUCUCAGGAAGAACUCCUCGACCUGUGGUCCACCGUCCAAAAAGUCCAGGUCAUGCUCGCUAGGCAUUACUUCCCUUCCCCUGGCGCCCCGGAGCAAGGGAGUUUUAACAUUGCUGUUCAGGACGGGCAGGAGGCAGGGCAGACGGUGCCGCAUGUGCAUGUGCACGUUAUUCCGAGGAUCAGAGGUGUGACGGAGAAGGGGGGGGAUGGGGCGGGGGAUGAGCUUUAUGAGAGGAUGGCUGGGGAGGAGGGGAAUGUAGGGGGUGCGUUGUGGGAUAAAGUGAAUGGUUGUGGGGGGGAGAGGCCGGUGGGGAGGGGAAAGUUCGAUCGGAUUGAGGAUGCGGAGAGGAUGGCGAGGGAGGCGGGGGAUAUGCAGAGUGAGGCGGAGGUGUAUAAGCGGGUGUUGGAGGAGAUGGAGAGGGAUGAGGUUAGAGAUUAUGGGAUAGAGAAUGAAAAUGGGGAAAAGAUGGCUGACGAUGUGGUAGCAGGUGAAGAAGUAAAGUCACGGCAGCGGGGGGUGGUGGGCUUUGGAGAGUAUUUGAUCUUGGAAAUCAAAAAGAAUCUCGGGUUGGCCAAGCAAGAGGUGGAGGCGUUGAAUAAAGGGUUGGAUAAUGGCUAUGUUCGCAAGCCGAUGAGUGAAUUUGCUGGAUGGUAUGAUUGGUUGUCGAGGAAGGGGGAAGCGGCAAUUGAGGAUGAGGAACCACCAGACGUUGGAAAGCUAUUCGAGGGUGAUAAAAGAGCGAUGAAGGCUUUGGACCGGUUUGAUGGUUUUGACGACGACAGGGGACCAGGUGGUUGGGAAGACUAUCAAGUGGACUACGAGUUUAUGGCGCUGUAUGAUCAGAAAUAUGACCAGUGGAAGGGCAAGAGGAGGAAGCAGAGGCGGGAGGCGAGGAAACGGCGGGCGGCUGGGUGGGAAACAUUCAUUUCAAGCAAGCCUGCACACGAGCCUUUCUUCGACGAAGACGAGAACUUUUCCCUUGGGCAUGGCUCGGACGUUGACGGAUCGGGCAAAGACAAGACUGUCCUGAUCAGGAUUUUGAACGAGAAGAAAGGUGUGUCUGCGAAUUGGCACGUCAACUUUGGAGCCUUGACGGUCGAUGAGGACGUUCAGAGGAGGUUUUUGAUCGGAGUUGCGAGGGCCGAGAGGCAGCGCAAGCUUGCUUUUGUGAGAUUGCCCAUCAAGGGUGAUGAUCUAGGGGGAUGGCUGGCGGCCAAGGGGGUCAACGGGGGGAAAGGUGGGAAAAUAGCAAAGUAG
Molecule: messenger RNA, 1629 nt
Organism: Podospora pseudocomata
Lineage: Eukaryota; Fungi; Ascomycota; Sordariomycetes; Sordariales; Podosporaceae
Gene: HNT2
Product: Dinucleoside triphosphate hydrolase
Exons: 2
Coding region: 1-1629 (542 amino acids)
Molecular function (GO): catalytic activity
Source: RefSeq, a predicted model, not a curated record